CCCCGCUCCCUCUAGCAUGGUGCGGGGCCGCCGCCGACAUGGGCGAGAGGCUGGAGCUCCGGCUGAAGUCGCCCGUGGGCGCUGAGCCGGCCGUCUACCCCUGGCCGCUGCCCGUCUACGACAAACACCAUGAUGCUGCUCAUGAAAUCAUUGAGACAAUUCGGUGGGUCUGUGAAGAAAUCCCAGAUCUCAAGCUUGCUAUGGAAAAUUAUGUUUUAAUUGACUAUGAUACAAAAAGCUUUGAAAGCAUGCAGAGGCUUUGUGACAAAUACAACCGAGCCAUUGAUAGCAUUCAUCAGUUGUGGAAAGGAACCACCCAGCCCAUGAAACUGAACACUCGUCCUUCCAAUGGACUUCUCCGUCAUAUCCUGCAGCAAGUAUAUAACCACUCGGUGACCGACCCAGAGAAACUCAACAACUAUGAACCCUUUUCCCCAGAGGUGUAUGGAGAAACUUCCUUUGAUUUAGUGGCCCAAAUGAUUGAUGAGAUUAAGAUGACAGAGGAUGACUUGUUUGUCGAUUUGGGUAGUGGUGUGGGUCAGGUGGUGCUCCAAGUUGCUGCAGCCACAAACUGCAAACAUCACUAUGGUGUGGAGAAAGCUGAUAUUCCAGCCAAAUAUGCUGAGACGAUGGACAGAGAGUUCAGAAAGUGGAUGAAAUGGUAUGGGAAAAAACAUGCAGAAUACACACUGGAAAGAGGUGACUUCCUCUCAGAAGAAUGGAGAGAGCGAAUUGCAAACACAAGUGUUAUUUUUGUGAAUAAUUUUGCCUUUGGUCCUGAGGUGGAUCACCAACUGAAGGAGCGAUUUGCGAACAUGAAGGAAGGUGGCAGAAUCGUGUCCUCAAAACCUUUUGCACCUCUGAAUUUUAGAAUAAAUAGUCGAAACUUGAGUGACAUUGGCACUAUAAUGAGAGUUGUGGAAUUAUCACCACUGAAAGGGUCUGUUUCGUGGACAGGGAAACCAGUUUCCUACUACCUGCAUACUAUUGAUCGAACCAUACUUGAAAACUAUUUUUCUAGUCUCAAAAAUCCAAAACUCAGGGAGGAACAAGAGGCAGCUAGACGUCGUCAGCAAAGAGAAAACAAGAGCAACACAACAACUCCGACAAAGGUGCACGAAAACAAGGAUUCUGGUCCUGAAGAAGAAAAAGCUGGGGCAAACACUGUUAAGAAGCCAUCUCCCUCCAAAGCACGCAAGAAGAAGCUGAGUAAAAAAGGAAGGAAAAUGGCAGGCAGGAAACGAGGGCGUCCUAAGAAGAUGAACAAUACAAAUAUGGACCGCAAGACCAAGAAGAACCAAACUGCACUGGAGCUUCUGCAUGCUCAAACUGUGUCACAGACAUCCUCAUCCUCUCCUCAGGAUGCAUACAAGUCACCUCAUAGUCCAUAUUACCAACUACCUCCGAAGGUGCAACGGCAUUCAUCUAACCAGCUGUUGGUGACUCCCACCCCACCUGCACUACAGAAGCUGCUAGACUCUUUUAAGAUCCAAUACAUGCAGUUUAUGGCGUACAUGAAAACUCCUCAGUACAAAGCAAACCUGCAACAGUUAUUGGAGCAGGAAAAGGAAAAGAACGUUCAGUUACUGGGGACGGCACAGCAGUUGUUCACCCAUUGCCAGGCCCAAAAAGAGGAAAUCAAGCGACUGUUUCAACAAAAGCUCGAUGAGUUGGGAGUUAAGGCUCUGACAUAUAAUGACCUGAUUCAGGCUCAGAAGGAGAUCUCUGCUCACAACCAGCAGCUGAAAGAACAGACGAAGCAGCUGGAGAAAGAUAACAGUGAACUCAGGAACCAGAGCUUGCAGCUGCUUAAGGCACGGUGUGAAGAACUGAAAUUGGACUGGUCAACUCUUUCACUUGAGAACUUACUGAAGGAAAAACAGGCGCUGAAGAAUCAGAUUUCGGAGAAACAAAAGCACUGCUUGGAAUUGCAGAUCAGCAUUGUGGAGCUUGAGAAAAGUCAAAGGCAGCAGGAGCUCAUGCAGCUGAAAUCCUAUACGCCGUCCGAUGAGUCCUUGUCGAUACAACUACGCAAUAAAAAUCAUCUAAGUCGUGAACCUGAGGUUGAUCAUGGCAGGUUCCAACUUGAGCUUGAGUGUUCUAAAUUUCCUAUGACCCAUAUCAAUGGCAUGAGUCCCGAACUGUCCAUGAAUGGCCAUGCUACUCCCUAUGAAAUCCAUAAUGCUCUUAGCCGGCCCUCUUCCAAGCAAAACACCCCUCAGUAUAUGACCUCUCACCUGGACCAAGAAAUAGUUCCAUGUACCCCAAACCAUAGCAGUAGACAGAAGGCAGACAAGACAUCCAGCUUGUCCUUACCUGAUUAUACCAGAUUUUCUCCUGCUAAGAUAGCCCUAAGGAGGCACUUGAAUCAGGACCAUGCAGUCAAUGGAAAAGCAACAACUAAUGAAAUCCAGAGAGCUGACCAUGUAAAAGAGAAUGGCCUUACAUAUCCAAGCCCUAAUAUUUCAAAUGGCAUGAAGCUGAGUCCUCAGGAAACUCGGCCCUCUUCCCCAGCGGCCUUACCAAUUGCAGGCGAGAAGGUUUUAAGAGAGAGAACCUCUGCAAGUAAUGGAGAAACUAUCACCAGCCUACCUAUCAGUAUUCCUCUCAGCACAGUGCAGCCCAAUAAACUCCCUGUUAGUAUCCCUCUGGCCAGCGUAGUCCUACCUAGCCGUGUUGAGAAGGUGAGAAGCACACCAAGUCCAGUUCAUCAGAAUAGAGACUCAUCAACACUUGAAAAGCAGAUUGGUGCUAGUUCUCAUAAUGGCAUAAGCAAUGCUGCUGGAAACAAGCCACUGGCUUUGGCUACCUCAGGUUUUUCUUAUUCUUCUGGCUCCGUGGCAGUCAAUGGAACUCUUUCAAACAGCCCAGCCCAACUUAACCAUAGUGUUGAUCAGGCAGCUCUGGACGACUCUGGGAGUCUGUUUAACUCGGUAGGGUCUCGGAGUUCCACUCCACAACACCCUUUGCUAAUGAUGCAGUCACGGAACUCGGGGCAAAACUCCCCUGCUCACCAGCACUCAACAAGCCCCAGGUUAAACGGAGCCUCCCAGAGCCUGGUAGGGGUAUUGCAGUAUGCAGAUGCUCAGAAGAUGUUUGCUGAAGGAACAAAGGGGGAUCUUCAGUCUGAUGCAGCAUUUUCAGAUCCCGAGAACGAGGCCAAGAGAAGAAUCAUCUUUACAAUCUCUCCUAAUACAGGAAAUGUAAAACAAUCUCCUUCCAACAAGCACAGCCCCCUGACCUCGAGCAUUCGGCUGGACUGUGGUCAAGCAUACAUGCAAGAUGGGAAGAAACGAGGUCGAAGGAAGAGAUCUGCUACUGGAAAUCUCAGCGUGAGCUCUGGGGUGUCCCCCAAACGCAAAUCCUUACCAACAGUGGCUGGACUGUUUACUCAGCCUUCGGGGUCACCACUCAAUAUUCACUCCAUGGUCAAUAACAUUAAUCAGCCUUUAGAAAUAACAGCCAUUUCCUCCCCUGAAAACUCCCUGAAGAACUCUCCUGUUCCCUACCAGGACAAUGACCAGCCCCCAGUGCUGAAAAAGGAGAAGCCCCUCAUUCAGACCAACGGCAUUCAUUACUCACCGCUGACAUCUGAUGAAGAGCAGGGGUCUGAAGAUGAGCACAACAGUACCAGAAUUGAGAGAAAAAUUGCAACAAUAUCAUUGGAAAGCAAAUCUCCACAAAAGACUGUUGAAAAUGGUGGCAGUUUAGCUGGGAGGAAACAAGCGCAAGCCAGCGAGAACAUGAAUAGCAGUAAAUGGAAGUCUACCUUUUCACCAAUAUCUGACAUCAACCUGACCAAAACUACAGAUAGUCCCUUGCAGGCUGUUUCAUCUCUGAGCCAGAAUUCACUGUUUGCCUUCAGGCCGUCCUCUGAGGAUGGCAUGGCCAUUGACAGCAAGAUCACGGCACAUGCGAGAAAAAAUGUCACCAUGCCCUCCUCUGGAACAGAUGGACUCAGCCCCAGCACAAAUGCUGCAAAUGGAUUCACAUACAACGGUGGACUGACAACAGAUAUUGGUUUACACAGCUUUAUUGAUGGUGCUUCUCUUCCUCAUAAGACUUCAGAUGCGACAUCCCUUAAUUCCUCUCUGAGUUUUCAGUCGCAGCGAAGCAAAGACUUGGGUGUCUCAGACACAAAUCCUUUUUUGAACAAGAGGCAGCUUGAAGGCCUAGGCAGCAUGAAAGGGGAAGACUUAAAUCGGUCAGGGGUCAAAAGCAAAGAGAUGAGCGAAUUAAACAUUCGUACAGGGGGCUCUUCAGAAAAAAGCUCUUUGCAGCAUAAUGGAAAGGCCAGCAAAGGACGGGACCGAGAUGUGGAGUUUAAAAAUGGCCACAACCUUUUCAUUUCUGCUGCUGCUGUAUCUUCGGGUGGCCUUCUAAAUGGCAAAAGCCUUUCCACUGCUGUUUCCUCAGCAGGCAACCCAGCAUCUGUUCAGCAUCAUCCUUUCUUAAACACUUUGACCACUGGAUCGCAGUUCCCCCUUGGCCCCAUGGCCUUGCCAGCAAACCUCAACUCGGUGACGAACUCUUCAGUAUUGCAGUCUUUAUUUAAUACAAUGCCAGCUGCUGCCAGUCUGGUCCACGUGUCAUCAGCUGCAACCAGACUGACUAAUUCUCACACUAUGGGGAACUUCUCUUCUGGGGUUACAGGUGGAACAGUUGGAGGUAUUUUUAACCAUGCGGUGCCUUCUGCCUCCUCUUCUCAUCAAUUUGGAGCCAGUUUCAGCAGCAGUGCUGUCUCUAGCGGCACAAUGCUAAGCUUAAACCCUCUGCAGGCUGUUGCCACCACCUCAUCCUCAUCCUUCCAGUCCCCCUCCUCUAGCUUAGUAACAUCUAGUGAGAACAGACCUGCCCAGCACCUAAACAGAGCUCCAAUGCAAUCUGUUUUUCAUACCCCUCCCCCCCCACCUCCUAACGUUUCAUUGCCACCUCCUCCUCCAUUACUCACUUCUAACUCUGAGCCUGUGCUUCUGCAGAACUUGCCGUCCAUUCCAGCUAACGAAGCUUUUUUACCAUCACCUUCUGCUGCUUCUGUCCAAUCUGCUAACGCUUCUUUGUCUAUUAAGCUAGCUUCUCUUCAGCACAAAACUUCCCGUCCCUCCUUUACAGUCCAUCACCCGCCUCUGCCCCGUUUGGCGCUGGCACAGACCGCGCCCAUGAUCCCGCAGUCCAACGCAACCGGCACGUCUGCUAUGUGGGUUACACUUGGCAUGCAGUCUCCUUAUGCUUCGCACCUUUCUGGGGUUAAGCCACGAUAAAGAGCUUGCUUAGCUAGCGGUUCUUAUUUUGUAAGGUAAGGCUAGAGAAAAAACCAGGAGGUUUGUACAAGACGGUGAAUGACACUCCUUCCUUUUCAGACUUCUGUCUGUGGCUGGUAUUGGGUGGGAGGGACACAUUCCUCACAUAGAGAAAUCCCAGGAAAAUUGGGGGAGCAGGUAAACUCAUGGCAGAGGUUGGAGACUCAACAUUUUGAUUUGGGAGUCAGGAUUUCUCGACACACCAAGUGCUCAAAGUAAUAACUCUUGCCUCAUUGACUUUCAGUCUGGCUGGGAUAGUAGCAAUUAGUGAUGCGUUUGAAAUGGUGUUUCUUCAUUUGAAUAUUCUUGAAAAAUGUGCCUAUUUGAGAGCAGCCAAAAUUAGUAGGUUACCGUUAUUAUUUUCCAGGCAAAUGUCUUCAGAUGUAGCCGUUUAAGGAGGUUGCUGCCUUUUCUCAGUUCCAUAUUAACAUGGAGUGCUCCUGUCUCCUGAUGAUGCUUCCCUAUGAUGCUGUGUGGCAGCAUGGUGAUAUUUCUUUGUGGAACCUCACAUUUUGGCCCCCAAAAACUAAAAGAAAAUCUGUAGGUUAUGUGCUAUUACUUUUCCGUGGAUAUAAUGGAAAAAGGAUGAUCUAGUUUUGGGGUUGUCGUUAAUGUGACCUGCACAGUGUGCUAUGGUCAAUGAAAGUACAUAACCAGUCUAACUCGUGUCUGGCCUGAUGAUAACAGCUGUUAUCACAAACUGCAGAGGAUAUUUAUCAUUCCAAUUAAAUAAGAAUAAAAGGGGAGGUCUUCAUUAUCUGCUCCCUGCAGUUUUAGUAGUUUUUCCUGAGUCUAGCAAUAAUAGACCAUUGGCUAGCGUACAGUGUAUGCUCACCUUGGCAGUCUUUGGCUUGCUGUGUAGACUAUGCACUGAAUACCCAGUGCUAAAUUCUAAUCUAACCUAAUUGAGGAAUAAGGCUGUUCACAAGAGGAAAGCAUCUGGAGAGUGUAUGUGCGAGCACUUCAACAAAUCAAGUAUCAUAGAGUCUUUCAGACCAACUGUAGAAUAAAAUGUAUUACCACAAAGUUA
This is a messenger RNA of Gavialis gangeticus (Gharial), 6330 nucleotides long. It is a transcript of the gene DOT1L, whose product is annotated as DOT1 like histone lysine methyltransferase. Gene Ontology annotation, biological process: heterochromatin formation; DNA repair; regulation of transcription regulatory region DNA binding. The record is from RefSeq and is a predicted model, not a curated record. The coding region runs from base 39 to 5261 and encodes 1740 amino acids. The transcript has 28 exons. Gene Ontology annotation, cellular component: nucleus. NCBI's taxonomy places the organism in Eukaryota, Metazoa, Chordata, Crocodylia, Gavialidae. Gene Ontology annotation, molecular function: histone H3K79 methyltransferase activity.